GGCGGCGCAGACGUAGCGCGUCACCGGCGGCCUGGCAGCGGGCGCUGUGGAGGCGGAGGCGGACGCGUCGGGAGGGCCGCGGCGCCGCGGAGUCGGGGCCUGCGUUGGGGCAUGAGCCGAGGGGACGACGCCGAGCCCACGAGUAUUUCAUAGAGAUUGAUGGAAGCAGAAACCAAAACUCUUCCCCUGGAGAAUGCAUCCAUCCUUUCUGAAGGUUCCCUGCAGGAAGGGCACCGGUUAUGGAUUGGCAACCUGGACCCCAAGAUCACAGAAUACCACCUCCUCAAGCUCCUCCAGAAGUUUGGCACGGUAAAGCAGUUUGACUUCCUCUUCCACAAAUCAGGUGCUUUGGAGGGGCAGCCUCGAGGGUACUGUUUCGUUAACUUCGAAACUAAGCAGGAAGCAGAACAAGCCAUCCAGUGUCUCAAUGGCAAGCUGGCUCUGUCUAAGAAGCUGGUGGUGCGAUGGGCACAUGCUCAAGUAAAGAGGUACGAUCAUAAUAAGAAUGAUAAGAUCCUUCCUAUCAGUCUUGAGCCAUCCUCAAGCACUGAGCCCACUCAGUCUAACCUAAGUGUCACUGCAAAGAUAAAAGCCAUUGAAGCAAAGCUGAAAAUGAUGGCAGAGAAUCCUGAUGCAGAGUAUCCAGCAGCUCCUGUUUACUCCUACUUCAAGCCUCCAGAUAAAAAAAGGACUACUCCUUAUUCUAGAACAGCUUGGAAAUCUCGAAGAUGAUGGUUACGAAUUAUUGUAGCAGCAAAAGCAAAUUGGUCUCUAUACCUGAAAUCCUCUGCCUUUGUACUUUGUAGAUGUGAGUGGUACUUCCCAACAGAGCACAAUCACAUGUUAACGUUUGGUAACAUAACAUUUUUGGAUGUCUCAUGGAUGUUUCUUCCCUGAAGUAUGUGUGGAAUUGAGCAUCAUCCAGAAUAAAUAGGAUUGUAUCCAAAAUUGUGAUUUGAACACUGGGAUGCUCUAGUUGGCUGGUUUGUUUGGAUUUGUAACUCCAGAAACAUUAUAUAGUAGGCCAGAGAGAAAGGCAAACGUAAAAAAUGUUAUUUAAAUCAGGAAACUAAAUUUAUUAAUGUCCAUCUUAAAAAAAAAAAAAAAAAAGAACACUUUUCUGUGCUCAGAUGUCUUUACAGCAUAAAGAAAAAGUAAGAGGAAGGAAAGUGAAAAAAUUUGAAUCAUGUUGAGAACUUAUUGUUCCUGAAUUUAUUAUGGAAAUCCCUCCAACUAGACUAAAAAGGAAAAGUUCUUGGCAAAAGGAGCUGAUUCUUUGAGCAAAUGUUGUGGUAAUCUGUUUAAGAAUUAUGGUUAGUGUUUCAAAAUCCCAGUUAGGAAAACAUGGUGUAUAUCUUAAGAUUGUUUGCGUAAACAAAACUGUAGAAUCAAAUUUAGCAUUUUAUACCACGACGGAAGUCCUAUUUGGAAAUCCAGCUUUUAUUCUAUAGUGAUCAUUUUUUUAAAAAUCUAAAUAUUUAAAUUCUGCCUUCUAUAAUACCAAACGUUGUUAUUAACGUGGGACUUUUUAAAAUUGCACUUAUUGCAUGAGGUUUUUUUUUUUAAUAGCAUGAGAAUGUUCUAUUUGGAAUUGUAUCAUGGCCAAUCUAAAUAGGAAAACAAAAUUUCUUUGAAAACCUAAUCGUUGUUAUAUUGAUCUCUAUCAAGCAUACUAUUUAUUAAUUAGGGGUCUGAGUAGAAGAAAUGGAACUGUCUUGUACAGCAUGAGGAGGGGACAUAGAGUGAACACAGAAGGUCAGUGGAGCAGGCCCUCCUCUGGCACCAAGAUUGUAAAAUGACUUCAUGUUUUAUGUAGUUUUUAAAGGUUUGGAAGACUGUAUGACUUUAAAAGGGUUCUUCCUUUGUAGCACAUACUUCUGCCCGAUGUUUUGCCACUUGGAAUAUCUUAAAUAUAGGAGCAGAGAGAGAAAAAUAAAUCAGCAGAUUUGGCAAUGUGUUUCUAUCGGCAGUUUUGGUCAUUUUGGUGCCAGGUUGACAGUGUUUCAUUGGGCAGCACCUUUGCUUCUUGACCAGGUAAAUCAUUUUGAUACCUACCCGCCAUUCUUAGUGAUUAUGGACACUUACCAUUAUUUUUCCUAGCAAGAGGAAGCUUGCGUUAUAGGAAUUCAAGUCUUCCUGUGGGCAUAAGUGAGUUUAAGACACUUGAACCAAAUCUUGAGCAGAGUGAGGUUUCAGAGUUUAUAGAACCGGUUCAGAGAAAUUCUCAUCCUCUUUCCCAAGGUAAAUCUUUUUAGAUAGCUUUAGAUGGUAAAUACUUUCUGCACUUAUUAGCUCUGUCUAUGAUGCAAGUAACUCUCCUUCCAUUUGAGGGAUAGUUCAGGGAGGUGGGAGCAUUAUCUCCCAUUUUUCUGGUGACUUCUUAAGAGUACUAAUUCACCAUUUUAUCCUUACGUCCUCAAGGGGUUAUGGUGGAGUAGGACUUAAUGCAAAAUAGUCUUCUAUUUUUAAUAGGAACCUUACCUAACUUUGGAUUAUCUAGAGUUGUUUCCUUUAGAAACCAGAGCUAUUUAUUUGUAUUUAAAGCAAUGUUAAUUAUUUGUACUGAUUCUUAAUUCCUCUGUGUGAAUAAAUGCAAGACAGUGCCUGU
Messenger RNA from Canis lupus familiaris (dog), 2608 nucleotides. It is a transcript of the gene RBM18, whose product is annotated as RNA binding motif protein 18. NCBI's taxonomy places the organism in Eukaryota, Metazoa, Chordata, Mammalia, Carnivora, Canidae. The coding region runs from base 160 to 732 and encodes 190 amino acids. The transcript is spliced from 6 exons. The record is from RefSeq and is a predicted model, not a curated record. Gene Ontology annotation, molecular function: RNA binding.